Molecule: messenger RNA, 1089 nt
Organism: Anoplopoma fimbria (sablefish)
Lineage: Eukaryota; Metazoa; Chordata; Actinopteri; Perciformes; Anoplopomatidae
Gene: isl2a
Product: ISL LIM homeobox 2a
Exons: 6
Coding region: 1-1089 (362 amino acids)
Biological process (GO): axonogenesis; positive regulation of transcription by RNA polymerase II; neuron fate specification
Cellular component (GO): nucleus
Molecular function (GO): DNA-binding transcription factor activity, RNA polymerase II-specific; cis-regulatory region sequence-specific DNA binding
Source: RefSeq, a predicted model, not a curated record
AUGGUGGAUAUCCUGCUCAAUACUUCUUUCUUGGAUGAUAUGGGGGAUCAUUCAAAAAAGAAGUCGGGAAUCGCAAUGUGUGUGGGCUGUGGAAGUCAGAUACACGACCAGUACAUCUUGAGAGUCUCCCCGGACCUGGAGUGGCAUGCAGCCUGCCUGAAGUGUGCAGAAUGCAGCCAGUACCUGGACGAGACCUGCACUUGCUUUGUCAGAGAAGGAAAAACUUACUGUAAAAGAGAUUAUGCAAGGUUAUUUGGCAUCAAAUGUGCAAAGUGUAACAUGGGCUUCUGCAGCAGCGACCUGGUGAUGAGAGCUCGGGAUAAUGUGUAUCACAUGGAGUGUUUUCGGUGCUCGGUGUGCAGCCGACACCUGCUGCCCGGGGACGAGUUCUCUCUGCGGGACGACGAGCUGCUGUGUCGGGCCGAUCAUGGCCUGCUGGCGGAUCGGACCUCUGCAGGGAGCCCGAUGAGCCCGGGGAACAUCCACAACAUCCACAGCAGACAGCUGCACAGCUCAGAACCUGUUUCUGUCCGACAUCCUCCCCAUCACCGGAACCACGUCCACAAGCAGUCCGAGAAGACCACUCGGAUCCGGACGGUGCUGAACGAGAAGCAGCUCCACACCCUGAGGACCUGCUACAAUGCCAACCCUCGACCGGACGCCCUGAUGAAGGAGCAGCUGGUGGAGAUGACCGGCCUGAGCCCCAGGGUGAUCCGGGUCUGGUUCCAGAACAAGAGGUGCAAAGACAAGAAGAGGUCCAUCCUGAUGAAGCAGCUCCAGUCACAGGCCCACAGCGAGAAAACUAACCUGCAGGGCAUGACAGGCACACCUCUGGUGGCAGGUAGUCCCAUCCGGCACGACAACACGGUGCAGGGGAAUCCUGUGGAGGUGCAAACCUACCAGCCUCCCUGGAAAACCCUCAGCGACUUCGCCCUGCAGAGCGACCUGGACCAGCCUGCUUUCCAACAGCUGGUGUCUUUCUCUGAGUCGGGCUCUCUGGGCAACUCCUCGGGCAGUGAUGUGACCUCACUCUCGUCUCAGUUACCGGACACACCGAACAGCAUGGUGCCGAGUCCAGUCGACACGUGA